AUGUCGGCAAAGUACGCUUUCGCAAAAUCUCUCCGCGAGGUGCGAUUCCUCUUUUGCCAGACUUCGGAGCAGAGCGCGGCCCUCCGAUCAUUCGUUACUCGAUCGUAUCCUACCAUGAAGCGCAACAACCCCAACAUUCCUAUCCUCAUUCGUGAAGCCGCCGGCACUCAACCCAAGGUCUUCGCCCGAUACGAGCGAGGUGUUGAGAAGUCACAGAUCCUCGAGGGUCUUUCCGACAAGGAGAUUGAGGACACUGUUACUAGCCUGGUCCAACCUGCUCAAUAG
Messenger RNA from Fusarium venenatum, 285 nucleotides. Its product is annotated as thioredoxin-like protein. The record is from RefSeq and is a predicted model, not a curated record. Lineage: Eukaryota; Fungi; Ascomycota; Sordariomycetes; Hypocreales; Nectriaceae.